AGCGAUUUCAAGUCCAAUCGGGCAUCGUUUCAUUUCAGUUCUUGGUGAAAGAAGAGAAAGAUUCUUCAAAUUUCUCUCUUAUUUUAAAGGUGCCUCAAAUCUAAAAUUGCCCACUCCACAACACAACCAUGUUGUAUAUGGGAACCUGUCAAAUCACAAACCUGUGAAAAUGGAAAAUUUGUUCGAAGUAUCGGCACCGAAACAGAAGACCAAUACUUCACAACCAACCAUAGAAACGAAGAAAUAAAUGAAUCACCAAGAGCUGAAAUAACAUUUGAGUAUUCUAUAUCUAAAGACAGAUUAAAUGGGGAUGGAGAUAAUGGCACAACACUAGAGAGUAGUUGUGCAGACAGUACUGAAAAACCAGUUGAAGUAUUUCUAGAAGAUCCUUUUGUUUCAUCGGGUGAUAAGCAAAACUCUUCUAAGCGUAUAACUUUAAAGCUCAAAGAAAUAUCAAGACAAGAGUUUUCUCUAGCUGAUAAUAUUGCUCCUCGAAAGGUGCCUCGAAGAGUUGAUGAUAUCACUUUCCCAAAAAAAUCUCUUGCUAUUGCUAAGGGGGAUUUCGCCACUGGUUCUGCUGAAAGUGGAAAUUCAUCUGGAAAGCAUUUAUCUGUGGGACAAAGAAAGUUGGAGCAAAGUUUAGAUAAAAAACAGUCUUUCACACCAGGUGUGUUGUCCUCUAGUAAGGCAAGAAAUGGAGAGAGUUUGUCCGAGAGUCUGGCAGCUAAAAGACAGAGAAGCUCUGCUUCCUCAAGAAAAAAUCCAGAACCAAGAAAGCUUCUAAAGAGAUCCAAUAGCAAUGAUCAAAGCACAGAGGAAACGAAUGAUGAUGAUAUGCAAGAAUGUUAUGAUGAGGAACUGACAGAAACUAGAGUGUUUGGUGAUACAGCAGAGCAUUCGUUAGGUGAAGAUCCAAUAGUUCUGGUUAGAGAACCCUCAUCAUCGUUAUCAUCAGAAUUGGGAAACCAAGAAGGAGAAUUUAAAGAUGAUGCUGAUGAUCAGCCCAGCAUUUGUCAGCUAUGUGGAAAGGAGUGUGCAACACCUGCAAUGCUCACGAACCAUCUAAUGAAACAUCAACCAAACGGAACAUCAUGUCCUAUUUGUAAUAAAUACUUCAGUCGUCGACAAGGCUUGCGCUACCAUGUCCAAACACAUGCUGGCGAUAAACCACACAUUUGUAAGAUUUGCAACAAGACGUUUACGAAGUCUGCUUCUCUCGUUGCACACCACAGGACACAUUCUGGUAUACGGCCGUUUAAGUGCCCAAAAUGUAACAAAGGAUUUACACAUUCAAGUAACUUAUCCAGUCAUUUGAGAAUUCAUUCAUCUCUUAGACCAUACCGGUGUAACUUUUGUUCCAAGGGGUUCAAGACAUCCAGUCAUUUAACUCUACAUAUACGUAGUCAUUCAGAUGAAAGACCCUAUGAAUGUGGUGAAUGUGGAAAAGCAUUUAAAAAUUCAAGUCAUUUAAGAAGUCAUGAAAAGCUGCAUCUUUUACCAAAAACUGUGUUUUGUAAUAGUUGUGGUGAAGGAUUUAGAAGCUUUUCCCAUCUGAUUUAUCAUCAACAAACUAAUCCUCAAUGUGCUGAGGAUGAUGACCAAGAAGAUUAUGAAGUGGGGCAGAAUACACAAAGGAAUUCUAGAAAUGAGUCAAAAGUUAAACAGUCCCACAUGGGAGAGCCAAGAGGUUAUCAAUAUAAUAGUAAUGAAAUGAGGAGAGAUUCUGAAGUACAGAGGCAGAGGGUAAAGUAUGAUGCAAUAAGUAAUAUGGCUGAACAAUAUUCAUUCCAAAGGGAUAGGCAGGAGUUACAGCAAAGCACUUCCAGUGCUUUAACAAAUAUGGCUGAACAUUCAACUCAAGGGGAAAGACCAGAGGUACAUCAAAAUACUUCGGAUUCUUUAAGUAAUACUGUUCAACAUUCAUCCCAAGGGAAUAUACAGGAGAUGCAGCAGGGUAYUACUUCAAGUUUACAUGAGAUGCAAUAUGAAGAGCAGAAUCCACAGCAAGAUAAUGGAACUGAAGAUGUAUCUGAAAAACCAGCGUUAUUUGGAAUCAAGCAGCUGCAGAGUAAUAUAUGACUAAAGACAAUUCAUAGAAUAUAAUAGUCUAUACUGCUGUUUUCAAUAUUCUGCUUACUCGGACAUUUUCGACGGCUUGUUGUGAAAUUGGUUUUUCACUGCUGUCAGUCAAGAGUAUAAAAGGUAUCAAGUGAUUAUUUUUGAUUGACGGCAGCGAAAAACCAAAUUUCAGCCUGCAGCUUGUAAAUAUAACUACCGAGCUCGCAGAACAUUUAAAACCACAGUAAAGUUGAAGGGAAGGAAGACAGGUAGUAGGAGUUUAUAAUGCCUAAAAUGAUAUAGAUGAAAACUUAGGAGGACUGUAUUCGCCAUUUUCCAUACAUUGGUUCACUGGUCAAACACAAAGCACUCAAGCGAGGCGCCAAGGUACUUUCAAAGGAUUAUUCAAAUUUGAGCCUUGCAACCUUGACUGAAAGCUUUGUGUUUGACCAGUGAACCGAUGUAUGGAAAAUGGCGAAUGUAGAUUAAGUCAUUUCAUUGUGGUGUCAUUUACAGUGUACUACCAAUACCAGAAUCCCUUGUAUACUUUUUUUUGUUUAGGUGAUUAGCGUUAAGGACCAUUCAUCAUUUAGGUAAAAGGGGACAAUGUCGAAGUUAUACUGUAUAUACUAAGGGAGAGAGGCCUAUAAAGAUUAAUAUCAUAUGGCCCGUAUCUGCCCAGGCAUGCGCUCUUAAAAAAACUUUGGAAAAAUGGUGUGAGCCCCUGCUGUACGAAUCCGUAUGGCCCUGAUCGAAUCCUGCGACCAUAUUGACAUAAUUUGCAACUUUUAAAAUAUCUUUUUUAUUUAGGUAUGGGAACUAAAAAAAUGGACUAAUAUAUCUAUUAACACUCAACAACUGUAGCAACAUUAGCUACCAGAGCAUACUCUGAUCCUGAUGUACCCUUAAUAAAAACCAUGUAUCUGAGAUGAGAACUAAUGAGUGGACUAAUAUAUAUGUUGAAACAUUCAACAUAUUUUAAGUGAUCACAUCUCAAUUCGUAAAUGUUAUAGUGAAGAGAUUGGCUGUAUGAACCUUGUAUUUUUGUGAAUAAAACUAUCUUUGUGAUAUUUACUGUGAA
Molecule: messenger RNA, 3139 nt
Organism: Actinia tenebrosa (Australian red waratah sea anemone)
Lineage: Eukaryota; Metazoa; Cnidaria; Anthozoa; Actiniaria; Actiniidae
Biological process (GO): regulation of gene expression
Cellular component (GO): nucleus
Source: RefSeq, a predicted model, not a curated record